GGGAUCUGCUCAGACAUGGAGCUCUAUACCAGGAGUUAGGGGCUGUCUGGGAGGAAAAUUGAGUUUUUUCUUGGUGUCGAAGUCACGUGAGGAGCUGCUUCAGUGGGGCUGGACCAGGCUGGCUGACAGAUGCUCCUGGCUGCGCAGGAUCGCUGCGAUGAGAAGACAUCCCCAAGGAGUGCCCGUGCGCAGCGGAGAUGCCACCUUCCCCAAAGCUAUGGACAACGUGACUGUGCGGCAAGGGGAGAGUGCCACGCUCAGGUGCUCCGUGGACAACCGCGUCACCCGCGUGGCCUGGCUGAACCGCAGCAGCAUCCUCUAUGCCGGCAAUGACAAGUGGUGCUUGGACCCGAGGGUGGUGCUCCUGGCCAACACCAAAACCCAGUACAGCAUCCAGAUCCACGACGUGGAUGUGUACGAUGAGGGGCCCUACACCUGCUCUGUGCAGACAGACAAUCACCCCAAGACAUCGCGCGUGCACCUCAUCGUGCAAGUGUCGCCGAAAAUUAUCGAGAUCUCUUCUGACAUCUCCAUCAAUGAAGGCGGCAACGUCAGCCUCACCUGCAUAGCCACGGGCAGGCCAGACCCCACAAUCACCUGGAGACACAUCUCACCCAAAGCCGUGGGCUUCAUCAGUGAGGACGAGUACCUGGAGAUCACAGGCAUCACACGGGAGCAGUCGGGCGAGUACGAGUGCAGUGCCUCCAACGACGUGGCUGCGCCUGUCGUCCAGCGAGUCAAAGUCACCGUCAACUACCCGCCGUACAUCUCGGAUGCGAAGAGCACCGGUGUGCCGGUGGGGCAGAAGGGCAUCCUGAUGUGUGAAGCCUCUGCCGUCCCCUCCGCUGACUUCCAGUGGUACAAAGACGACAAGCGGCUGGCUGAAGGACAGAAAGGGCUGAAAGUGGAAAACAAAGCCUUCUUCUCCCGACUGACUUUCUUCAACGUCUCUGAGCAGGACUACGGCAACUACACCUGCGUGGCCUCCAACCAGCUAGGAAACACCAACGCCAGCAUGAUCCUUUAUGAAGAGACAACAACCGCUCUGACACCCUGGAAAGGCCCCGGUGCAGUGCACGAUGGCAACAGUGGUGCGUGGCGGCGAGGCAGCUGUGCCUGGCUGCUGGCCCUGCCGCUCGCCCAGCUCGCCCGCCAGUUCUGAGCCCCGAGGCGGCCACGACCACCACAGCAGAAAGGAGAGGAAGAAGAUGUAUUCACUGUUUCUGAAAAUAAUCAUAAGAAUUGAGAGAGUUGUCCGGCCAAGCCUUCUGGGGGAGGGGGAGAAAGGAAAAACACGCAA
Molecule: messenger RNA, 1300 nt
Organism: Meleagris gallopavo (turkey)
Lineage: Eukaryota; Metazoa; Chordata; Aves; Galliformes; Phasianidae
Source: RefSeq, a predicted model, not a curated record